Molecule: messenger RNA, 700 nt
Organism: Spirodela intermedia
Lineage: Eukaryota; Viridiplantae; Streptophyta; Magnoliopsida; Alismatales; Araceae
Source: the annotation of a GenBank genome assembly
AUGCUGCUGACGAAGAAGCCCAGCGACAGCGUGGAGAGGAAGAGACCGGUGCUUACAGUCUUCAUUCCCCUGGGGGAGCGGGUGAGGAAGAAGUCCAGCUGCCCCGUGUAGAUGAACGCCUCGCCGGCGCCCACCAGGAAGAACUGCGGAAUCAGCGCGAAGACGCUGAUGGGCAGCGGCCCCCCUCCGCCACCACCCACUCUGUGGGCCACCGCCAGCCGCAUCACCUCCACCACCGCCGCAGCCACCAUGCCGGCCGUCGAUAGGAUCAGCCCCAGCCCUAUCAACUGCAAGUCCGUGAACCCUGCAACAUCAGGAAUCAACUCACUGAAUACUCAGCACAGCUUCACGUCUCUCUCUCUCUCUCUCACUAUCUAUCUAUCUAUAGAACGAAGUACCUCGAGUGCCCUUCCACCUCCGGCAGAGGGGCAUGAUCACCCGAUCGUAGACGGCGAGGGUGAUCAGGAUUGCGCCGACGAAGAAGACGGUGAGCGAUCCCGCAGGGAUCUCGAAGUGGCCGAUCGACCUGCGCAUGGUCGACGCCUGCUCGACGGAGAAGGUGAUCAUCUGCGCGUACGUCGUCCAGAAGAUGAUGGUGGUUGCCCACACUGGUAGCAGUCUGAUCAUCAUCUUUACCUCCUCGAUCCUGGUCACCGAGCAGAGCUUCCAUGGGUUCGGGAACGGAGCACCCUGGUUGUAA